AGAUUUCUCAAUCCUUACUUCCCGGACGGCUGCUGCUUUGUUAAUGGGUUAUCAGUCCUCAAAUAAAACAGCUGACUGCAGGUCGAUAAAAACUUUUGGAGUGGAUUCUGUCACCUAAAGACACAAACACUAAUACAGAGUCGGACAUGUACGUCAAACCUUUACUGUGGGGCCUUCUCUUCUGCUCCGUCCAGCAGGGUGAGUGUUUGGAUUUUAUGGAGCUUUUACUUCACUUUCAGUCUGAUUUUUGGCGUUGUUGGCACCGGAGUCUAUGUGACCCUUUUUUUUUUUUGCGUGUCAGUAACAAACCCUCUCACUGCUUAUUGCCUCAGUGUUUCUGCAGGGGUCAGAGUAUGAUUAUGAAAUUUAUGAAGACCUGGAGCCUCUAAACUGCUCAACUACAGAGAGCAUUAAAGGUGGAAACGUCACUUACUCACAGGUAUGAAUAACGAAAAACAAGAAAAGAUGAAAACAGAAUUUCAAAUCACAGCAAAGAGAGUACACGAAGGGUUUAACCAGCCAAGUUUCCAGGACAAAAAAGGAGAUGGUGAAAUGAUGUGGUUCAUAAAAUAUCCUGAAAGUGAAAGUAAAGACAAGACUGAAUCUAACUGACGAUAAAAAGAAACUAUAACGGAUGGAAACUGAAGGAACUCAUGCAAGUAUCUUCAAGAAAUCCCAUCCUUUAAUUUGCCUUUAAAAAUUGGUGUGUGUGUGUGUGUGUGUGUGUGUGUGUGUGUGUGUGUGUGUGUGUGUGUGUGUGUGUGUGUGUGUGUGUGUGUGUGUGUGAGUGUGUGUGCGUGUGUAUCCUCUACAGUCGGGGCUGGAGGACAGCGUUCUGACCUAUCACUGCAGCCCCGGUCAGUACCCGUACCCUGUCAGCACCAGGACCUGCAGUGAUGGGGAGUGGUCCCCCAUGAGGUUACCCAGUGGCAGAGCAGUGUCUCGUGCUUCAUGCAAAGGUUAUGUUUCCUGAUCAGGAUGCAUCAACUUUAUGUGCACUAAGUUAUCUAUUCAUUAUCUGAAUGUUUACUCUGUGGUUUCCUGCACCAUCUCCUCCUUCUCUCCCACUCUCUUUUCUCCUCAUCCAUCCUUGUCCUGGUCUCAGAUGUGAUGUGUCCGGCUCAGCUUCAGCUGGAUAACGGGGACUUCUGGCCCAGGGAUCAGUGGCUCCCUGUCGGGGUGUCGCAGAGCUUCUCCUGCCAGGAAGGGUUCACCCUGUACGGGUCAGCCCAGAGGAACUGCACCUUGUCAGGGGAGUUGACGGGGACCACUCCUGUGUGUCAGCACUUUGGUGAGUAAACAGUGUUAUUUUUGAUGGUAAACAUACAGAACAUGGACAUAAGUUUCUUUAUAGGUGCAGCAGAGAGGAUAUCAGCUUAAAUGUGACCUUUGACCCAGUUGAGUGAGUGUAUUAGAGCGUAUGAUUGUAGGGUGAGCAUGCACUGACUAAGCUCACACUUAUGGAGGUUUACAUCCUAAAGCAGCUUUUGAUGAAUACAUGCAUUUACUCUUUACCAUUCAGAGUUUUAAGACACACUCUUACUAAAGGUUUCUAUGCAAGUGAGGCCUUUUGUGAGCUAAUUUGAAGUAUUAGAACCAAACAAAGACUCAGUACCAAUCCUUUUUCUGUGUGUGUUUCUUCUCUAUCUGAAGAUGAAUCUGAUGACUGCAAUGACCCGGGGAUCCCAGCAGGGGCUCAGAGGAUAUCAGGACAUUUUCACAUUGGGGAGAAAGUGAUCUACCGCUGUCAGGCUGGUAUGGAUCUGCUCGGGUCAGCUGAGAGGGUUUGCCUGGAGAGCGGGCAGUGGAGCGGCUCAACUCCACGUUGCCAAGGUGCAGACACACAGAUGGACUGCUUUUGGAUUUGUAUGAGGAGUACCCAUCAGUUUAACACCCCCCCCCCCCCCCCACCACCCCCCCCCCCCCCCCCCCAAAAAAAAAAACAAAAAAAAAAAAAAAAACUGAUGAAAACUACUGGGAUGCAGCUCUGUCAGGUUACAUCAUAAUAAAAAAAGCACCAGUGUGUGACAUCUUUAUGUUUCUGCAGCACCACACACCUUUGAUUCCCCCGAUUUGGUGGCAGCAGCCUUGGGAGGGUCCCUGGCAGGGGUCAUGGAUGUUCUUACACCAGAUGCCUUACAGGAAGGUGAGUACACCUGCUGUAUGUUGUCCACAUUUCCAAACCUCAGUUUAUACAACAAGAAGACCUUUAGUGUGUGUGUGUGUGUGUGUGUGUGUGUGUGUGCUCGUGUAAGGUCAGAGGGCAUCGUUUGGGAGAACCAUCCGUGUGGCUGAGGGCAGCCGAAUGAACGUCUUUAUUUUACUGGACUCGUCAGGAAGCAUCGGGAAGCAGGUCUUUGAGGAAUCCAGGAAAGCCACUAUCGCUCUAAUUAGAAAGGUCAGUUAAAUAAAAAGAUGAUUAGAUGAUGUUUACGCUCCUGUCAGUCUGAUUUCACGGAGUGUGAAUCCUCCAUGUUCUAUUAAUAUGCCUCCUAGUUGGAGAGCUACGAGGUGCAGAUGAAGUUCCAUAUUUUGUCAUUUGCAAGCGAAGCCAUAGACAUUGUGAACAUCACAGACUCACACAUGAGUGGCGACAUAGAUGACGUCAUCUGGAAUUUAAUGGAGUUCGACUACCACAGUAAGACUCUGCUCAUUUACUCUUUUGAGGCCCUCAGUAUGAGAGUACAACAUGCUUCAGUCUUCUGCUUUUCUGCAGGUCAUGGAGAGAAGAAGGGCACCAAUCUCCAUGCUGCACUGCUGCGUGUCACAGAGUUGAUAAGCUUUUUGAAGCAAAACAGCGCCAGAAACCAUUUUAAUGAGACUCAGAACAUCAUCAUCAUAGAGACAGAUGGUAAAAAUACAGCUAACCUCUCAUGCUCAGGCUGGAAAAGCAUGCAUCCGAACAUGACUAUAGCCUUACUUUAUUUUUUGUCUGUAGGUUACACCAACACUGGCUCCAAACCUCAACAUGACCUGGCAAAUAUUCGAAAUCUGCUAGGUUAUCACACCCCAGGUCAAGAUCACGCAGAUGAGACAAUGCUGGGUAUAAAAAAAAAUUAAAAAAUGAAAAUGAAAAUAACCUUAACUCUGUCAUAUAAUGGGAGAGUUAUUAACUCUAUUUGGGAUGUUUUUCAGAUAUCUAUGUGUUUGGUAUUGGAAGCGAGGUGAAAAGAGAUCAGUUGAACUCUUUAGCCUCUCAAAAAAACGGUGAGGAGCACGUCUUUAUCCUGAAAAACUACAAAAUGCUGGGGGAGGUGUUCAACAGCAUCAUCAGUGAGUACAAGACUGAGCUCAGACAAUACUUUCUGAUGUUAUUGUCUCUGUCCACUUUGAAAUACACCUGAAGACUCAAACUAGAGGACAGCUGUUUUCAAACGCUUAGUACAAGUUUUUGAUGUGUUACUUGGUACAAUCAGAAUUUGACUGUUUGAAAAUUACAGAAGAGGAUACAAGCCAGUAGGGGGAAAAAAAGUACCCAUAUUCUGUAUAGUCAGAAUUAUGACUUGAAUGUCAUAAUAAUAAUAAAAAUAUAUAUAUUGGCCCUAAUCCUCUUCCAUAGAAAAUCAUAUAAGCUUACAUGUAUGUAAAAAGUCUGCAUUUAUAAGACAUGAAAUGAAACUGAAAUCUGUUACCAUCAAAACUUUGGUUCUGUUUGACUUUAUAGGUGACAAAAGUGUGACGAUGUGUGGGGUAGCUCAAGAAGACAUCAGCAAGGACCAGGGAGAAGAAGGGAAAGACGUCUUUACCAGACCCUGGCACAUCACUUUUCAGUCGCCUAGGAUGGUCAGUUAAGUCAAUUAAGUCACAACAGAGAUCUAUCUUUUUUUACCCACUCUAGGUUUUAACUCUUAACAGUUUUUUUUCCUGCCUUUAGUCUGAGCCAUGUGUCGGAUCUAUUGUAAGCCAGAACUGGGUGCUGACAGCUGCUCACUGCUAUGCCAGAGCGAGUACAGACAGUGUCUCUCUUGAGCGGGACAUCAAAACAGGUGGGUGUCAGUGCAGGGGAAUGUUUUAGAGAUAGAGGUUUUAUGAGAGAUGGGGCAGAGGAAAAAUAGAAAGAGGAUGGUUGAGAAGUCAGUGUGUUGACUAAAAUCAUUGAUAAGGUGGUCUUGACAUUUUUGUUGAUUUCAUACCUCUUUAUUUAUAAAUGAAAUCCACUUUGUUGCUUCCAGGUGACGUCACUGUGGUUCCCAAGAAGGUGAUCAUUCAUCCCAAUUACAACACCGCCGCACUCAAACACAGAAAUGUAUCUGAGUUCUACGACUAUGAUGUCGCUCUGGUGCAGUUGAACAUGAGUAUCCCACUCUCCUGGAAAGCCAGGUACGACAAAAGAAGAGAUGCUCAUCAAUUCAAAAAAAGUUAAUUAUAUCUCUGAAAGUGUUUGUGGACACAAAUUCUAUACCCCUGAUGAAAAAACUGAGGUAAAUGCCAUGAGAUGUAGAAUUUAGACUGAAGUAAAUAUGUUGUGUCCUACAACAGACCCAUCUGCUUGCCUUGUACUGUACCAGCCAGCCGAGCCAUGAAAAAAGUCAACUCCACCUGCCAGCAGCACAGUAAGUAAGCUUAUGGGCUCUAUUUUUGUGCCCGCCAGCGACGCGGUGCAAGGUGGCACACUCCGCGCAGUGGUGUUUUCGUCUGGCGGAGCCCGGUGCACAGCCAGUUUGGUGUUUUUGUAGACUGAGGCGCGCCGAGGUCCACCAAGCUGGGCGUUGUGGUGCGGCAGGGGGAGGUGUUGACAGAAUCACCUUGUGCAGUGACAUUUUCGUGCUCACCGCUGGCGUGGAAAGUGCGCUGAAAGCUCGCCGAUUCAAACCUGGUCAGCUUUCAGAGCAGGCGGAGCGCAGCUGGUCUAGUGGUAUUUUGGUAGACUGGCGGCGUAUCGGCAUACGUCACCGAUGCCUCACCGGCAGAUUUCCACAGUGUCAGGUACAUUUCAGUGCAAUCAAUAAUCAACAACAACCAAUAUUCAGUGCAACCAUCUGAAUCAGCACUUUCAUUUAGAUAUCGAUAUAUUCUAAUCUAUAUCUUAUCUGAUGAGUGCAUUUGGCACGUGUUUAUACACUCAACCUGACUGGAUUAACACAGCUGAAACCGCAUAGAUUAAAAUAUCCAGUAAACAGUCACACAUGAUGAAUACAAUACAAACAACACAAUAUUUAAUUUGUUUCCCCCCUUUUUCUCCUUCCUCUCUUGAUCUCUUUGACUACUGCAUGAUAAUUGUAAUAUGCCAGUGGCGGAUUUAAAGGUGAGGGGAGGAGCUGAUGUGAAAACAGGUCUCGGCUGUGUUAAAUCUACUCCACGCCCUCUCUCCUCCCUCUCUUUGACUUACACCGCUGGGAGGAGCUGAGUUAGGGAGGGGGGAUACUUAUGCCGGGCUGCGCCGCUCAUCAAAAUACCAAAGUGUGCUUGGGCCUGCCUUGUUGGCACAGCGGACCUGACUUACGCCAUGCCUGUGCCAAGCCGCCGGCAAGGCACAAAAAUAGAGCCCAAUAUCUCUACACUCUACCAAAGCAUUCAUGAUAGGAGUUUCUUCAAAUAUAUAUAUGUAAAUACUGGCAUCCUGUGUCUGCCCUGAAAAUAUUGAAUUCUUUUCAAUGUAAAGAGGCUGGGCCGGACAGCCAUAUGUGUACUCUUUCAUGAACACAAUCCCAGUAUACUCUCUUGAUUUUUAACACUGAUGUAAAUGCUCUUGUUUGCCUACAGGGGAUGAGCUACUACCCAAUAAGGAGACAGCCGCUUUUUUCAUCCAUAAGGACUCCCAACGCAAAACCACAUAUAUUCAAACAGGGAGUCAGGUCAGAUUGCAGCUGCUGAUGUUAUAAAAUGUUGAGAAAAUAUGCUUUUACAUUCAAGAGUGUUAAAUAUAAACCUGUUUGAUGUGUGCAGAGGCCUGGCUGUGUAGAGAAGGCUAAGCUAACCCUCAAAGAGACGACUGAUGUGACUCUGGACGAAUAUGUACCUGACAGAUUUCUCUGUUCAGGGGGAUCUUCGGGGUACAAGUCAGAUAUCACCUGUAAAGGUCAGGACUCUUGACUUGUUUUGUCCCAGUUCUCAGAGUGUGGACCUGCAUGGUUUUAACAAUGAAGUUUGAAACUGUCUCUUCCUCUGCAGGUGACUCUGGAGGAUCUGUGUUUCUGCAGAAAGGAAAGCGCUACUUCCAGGUCACCAAGUUUAUCAUUAAAAAGCAUAUCUAUCUGCAUGCUCAAUAAAAAGAACUUUUCACAGAGCUUUCUCUUGCUUCUACCACCAGGUGGGGGUAGUGAGCUGGGGCACCAUAGAUGUCUGCAACAACCCAUUUUCAAGGGGGCGCAACAGUCAGCAUCCUGAUGCUCGAGACUUUCACAUCGACGUUUUUAAGAUAAUGCCGUGGCUGAAACAGCAUCUGGGUAAAGAGAUCCAGUUCCUGCCUGAGAUCAACUGAGAGGCUGCAGUCCAGGUCCAGCUUUCCCGAGCUUCAUUACCAAAAGUGAAACCUGCUGUGGUGCAGUAAACUCAACUAUAAAGGUGGUUUGUUAAAGAAAACCAAAACAAUAACCAAUAAACAACAUGCAUUGGGUUU
Messenger RNA from Xyrichtys novacula (pearly razorfish), 6559 nucleotides. The record is from the annotation of a GenBank genome assembly. Lineage: Eukaryota; Metazoa; Chordata; Actinopteri; Labriformes; Labridae.